AUGGCCGUAACUACUGACGAAUUUUGGGAUAUUAUGAAUCCAGAUAAAAAAGAUCAAUAUGCUAUAAUUCAACCUACUAGGGAAUUGACAUUAUUUUAUAGCACCGAACAUGAUAGAAAAUUAGUUGAAAAAGUUGAAAAUAAAAUCAACUUGCAAGUGUCUUCAUCUUUUGGAGGUUCUGCUUUGUGCUUUGCCACACCUCGAGUUAUAACCUUACAUGGUCGCCAUUCAGCCGAUGUGGAUUUACUUUGCGCAAAUUAUAAUGGCAUUAUAAUUUCAACUUCUUCUGAUAGACAUAUUAUAUCAUGGGAUGGAAGGCAAGGCAUACCAUCAAAAAAACUUGAAAGAUAUAUGCGCCGCUGUGAAACAUGUAAAUGUGACAGUACUGGAGGAAUGAAAAAUUGUAUUACAUGGCCGGUUCGGGCAAUCUGCAUGAGUGAAAAAGUCGAUCUUGUCGCAGCUGGGUUCGAUGAUGGAGUGGUGCGAGUGUGGGAUGUAAAUUCAGGGCAAGUCAUUCAUAUUUUAAAAGAUACCGUUGAAGAUAUUGAGCAAAUGACGCCAGCUAAUACUUGUUCAACUAGUGAAAAAGUUGCAUGUUUGCAAAUUAUAGUACCAAAUUUAUAUUCCUCUUACGAUACGUCUGAAUCCAUGUCAGACAAAAAAACACCUGCCAUACUUUUGGCAACUUAUCAAAAUGGUUAUUUUCGAGAAUGGGAUCUUAUUUCUGGUCUGGUUUCCCAUACAGUUUUCACCAAUCAAAAGGGUGGUAUCAGUUGUCUUUUUGUGGUUGAGAAUAAUAAGCAAAAUUAUAUUCAAGAUGAAUUGCAUAUUUUUACUGGAGCACGGGAUGGGUCUGUCAAGUGUUGGAACAGAACAGUUUAUAAUCCGGAAAAUGAAUCUAGUAGUAAUAAUUUAUAUUGUAGAAAUAUGUGGAAAUUACUCUACACAAUACCGGGAAAUUUGGGAAAUGCAAUUACAAGUGUAGCUGCUAAAGUUUUCGAAAAGAGUUGCUUUGGUAUUGUUGUUACUGGAGCUGCGAACGGAGAAGUUAGAGUAUAUGAUUACCUCACAGGACAACCUAUAGUAACUUUAAGUUGUGGAAUUUCUGAGAAACACCAACAUGAAAAAGAGUGUGUAGGACGAUUUCAACGCAAAUCAUUUAUUAAUCAGGAUUUGUCUGAAGAGUACGAUUAUGAGCUUCCAGACAAGGCUAAAGAUAAUGUCUCUCACAAAGAUGCGAUUACUAAUAUUAUAAUUCACAAACUUAAGGAAGAGUAUUGUCCAUGUGGAUAUACUGUAGAGAAUGACGCUCGUCUUGUUAAAAAUCCAAAUGUGUCCAUUAAAAGAUGUCAUGGUGCUGAAGGCGAGUGGGAAAUUUGGAUUUUGGAAACUCAUUUUCUUGAACCGAUUGAAAGAAUCGAUAGUUCAGGAAAUUACGAUGAUAUCGAAUUUAAAAUUCAAACUGUCCCAUUGGUCAGCGAAAGUGAUUUGAUCAUAGAAGAACAGCGAAAAAAUAGAAAAAAUAGAUAUAAACAAUCUAAUCGAGAAAACGCAGAAGAAUUAAAAGGGUUUGUUAGGCGAUCGAAAACUAUCUUAACGAAAGGAAAAUUCGUCUUAAAUCCAUCAUUUCCUUUCGAACAUCAUAAUCAAAAUCAUACAUACGUUUACAAUCUUGAAGGUUAUAUGCAGGGUCAAGUUGUAGAUUAUAGGCAGAGAAAUAGAAAACGAAGCGGGAGCAUAUCAAAUCGUGUUUGUCCCGAUAACAUUAAAAACGAUCGAAAAUCAACGUCAGAGGAAGACGAAAUGGAUGAAGUAUUACCAUUCUCUUAUAUACGACAAAUUGUCAAAAUGGGUGAAUAUGGAAUAGCUAUCACGUAUGGCAAUUUUAUAAAAGUUAUUUUGUUUGAGAACCUGAACGAUGGAUAG
Molecule: messenger RNA, 1926 nt
Organism: Racocetra fulgida
Lineage: Eukaryota; Fungi; Glomeromycota; Glomeromycetes; Diversisporales; Gigasporaceae
Source: the annotation of a GenBank genome assembly